Molecule: messenger RNA, 1605 nt
Organism: Musa acuminata AAA Group (dessert banana)
Lineage: Eukaryota; Viridiplantae; Streptophyta; Magnoliopsida; Zingiberales; Musaceae
Product: RHOMBOID-like protein 13
Exons: 2
Coding region: 433-1248 (271 amino acids)
Cellular component (GO): membrane
Molecular function (GO): serine-type endopeptidase activity
Source: RefSeq, a predicted model, not a curated record
CGCAGCCACGGCCCAAGUCCGACGGCAUCGACCGCAGGCGCCUAGAAAUCCCUAGAAUAUAAGAGAUCGACCAUGUUAAUUGAAGCCUCCCCAAAACGAUCCCAAGAUCGGACUGCGCGCAUCGUGUGGAUCUCCAGCGGCAAUCCCCCUUCCCGACCAGUAGGGUUUGGCACUGUGAAUCCAAUUUCUUGUUUGGGGUCAGAAUAAAAGAUCCGUGGAUGAUAUUGGGCACCGUGAUCAUUGUCUCGGGCUACUUUUAAGUAUACAGAUACUAUCUCUUGCAUUUCAAGUGUAGAUAUUGGGCACCGUGAUCAUUGUCUCAGGCUACUUUUAAGUAUACGGAUACUAUCUCUUGCAUUUCAAGUGUAGGUUCUGAGCUGUUUAGGGAUUUUUUUAACCGUGAUUCGUUGAUCUUAAGCUGGUUGUAGAGAGAUGGGGAAGCCACUGAUCUAUGAAAUAUGGGAAAAACCUGCGAGUAGUUGUGUCAUAGGGAUAUGCUCUGCGAUUUGGUUCUACAUUCAGAAGAAAAACAUUGGCUACUCGAAUGUGGGAUUGAGUUACGAGACGGCGAUCGCAGGACAGUAUUGGAGAAUCAUUACAUCUGCGUUCUCCCAUAUCAGUGUCGUGCAUUUGGUUUUUAACAUGAGCGCGCUUUGGAGCCUUGGAGUCGUAGAGCAGCUGGGCCACCUGGGCCUCGGGAUCGAGUUCUAUCUCCAGUAUACUCUUGUUCUGGUAGUCUUAUCGGGAGUGUUAGUUCUAUUAGCAUAUCAUAUUCUGAUUCAGAAAUUUAAGCUGGAAUACUUUAGAAGAGUGACGGCCGUGGGCUACUCAUGUGUGGUCUUUGGGUGGAUGACGAUUCUUGCAGUGAAGCAGCCAUCUUCGAAGCUGAAUCUGUUUGGGGUUCUCUCUUUGCCAAUCAGCUUUGCUCCCUUUGAAUCGUUAAUCUUCACUUCCAUAAUUGUACCCCAAGCAAGUUUCAUCGGCCACUUGUCUGGUAUUAUUGUUGGCUAUUCAAUAGCCUGGGGUUUGAUUCAUGGCAUGAGCAAUUACUGGGCAAUUUCAAUGCUUGGAUGGGUUAUACUCAUGUUUAUACUAAGCCUGAAGCGCACUGGAGCAGUUGAUCUCCCCUUCAUUGAGAUUGAGCCUGUUACAGAUCCUUCACUUCCUGCUGUCGGCUUUAUUCCUUCUGGUAAUGGACGAACUUUGCAGAUGAAUAUUUUACAUGGCAGAGGUGCGGAACUUGUGUAACUUUUGGAGAAAAAUACAUCGCCAACAGCGGGCACAUAACAUCGCUUGCUUGGAACACCCAAGAGGAAAUAUAAUAUUGUUUUUUAUUAUUAUUCUCAUGGUAAAAGAUUGUGCUGUUUCUAGAUCUCAGAGAAUUCCAAUUGUAAGCAUUCUCAUGGUCAUGACACAAAAUUGUUACGCAAAGUGUUGUAUAUGUUUCAGUCAAUUCAUGUCUUUGAAAAAAAUCAGUUUUGGAGCUUUACAUAACUGAAUAUGUGGACUGUAGAUGUCAUAUUUUAAUGGUUUCAGUCUCAGAUCUUGGAACUUGAGUUUUAUGUGUCAUAUGUUCUAGUCAAAAUAGAAACAUCUGGUUUUGUA